CCCGGCCGCAGCUCCCCGGCUCGGCUCGGCACGGCACGGCACGGCACGGCACGGCACAGCACCGCUCCCCGGGGACGCGGCGACAUCUUCCCCGCGGGCCGCGCCGGGGCGCCGCGUCGCCGGCAUUGACCCUCGCCGGCGCACAUCCGCAGCGGGGCCCGGCCCCGGCCUCGGCCCCGGGGCAGCCUCGGGCCCGCCCGGCGAAAAUGUCUCCUGCGAUUUCUGCCCUAUGAGAAAAAGGGAAAGCUAAGGAUGCUGGAGCAGAACAAUGGAUUUCUCUUUCUCUUUCAUGCAAGGGAUCAUGGGAAACACAAUUCAGCAACCACCUCAACUCAUUGACUCGGCCAACAUCCGCCAGGAGGAUGCCUUUGAUGCCAGCAGUGACAUCGCUGAAGAUGGUGGACAAACACCAUAUGAAACUGCCCUGCAGCAAGGCUUUCAGUACCCCCCACCGACAACAGAGGAUCUUCCGCCGAUCACUAAUGGCUAUCCACCAACAAUCAACAUGUACGAACCUCAAGCCAAAUAUCAGACAUACAACCAGUAUCCUAAUGGUUCGGCCAAUGGCUUUGGCACAGUUAGAAACUUUAGCCCGCCAGAGUAUUACCAAAUGGACAACUCUAAUGCAAGGCCGCAUGAAGUUCUGGAAAAACCUUCACCCCCACAACCGCCCCCGCCACCUCCUCCUUCUGUACCACAAACGGUGAUUCCAAAGAAGACUGGCUCACCAGAAAUUAAAUUAAAAAUAACCAAAACUAUCCAGAAUGGCAGGGAAUUGUUUGAGUCCUCUCUGUGUGGGGACCUCUUAAAUGAAGUCCAAGCGAGUGAGUAUGCUAAGACGAAACAUGAAGGGAGAAAGGAAAAAAGGAAAAAAAGUAGCAAGCACGACUCUUCCCGAUCGGAAGAGCGCAAGUCGCACAAAAUUCCAAAACUAGAACCAGAGGAACAAAACAGACCAAAUGAGAGGCUUAGCACACUACCGGAGAGACCAAGAGAAGAUGUGAUAAUCUUGGAGGAAACCCCGGUCCAGCAGUUAUUACCAUCUCUUCCAACAAAGGUCACAAAUGAUAUCAAGUUUCAGAUUGGUGAUCUGGUGUGGUCCAAGGUGGGGACUUAUCCUUGGUGGCCUUGCAUGGUUUCAUGUGAUCCACAGCUUGAGGUUCAUACCAAAAUUAAUACAAGAGGUGCCCGUGAAUACCAUGUUCAGUUUUUUAGCAAUCAGCCUGAGAGGGCAUGGGUGCAUGAGAAGCGAGUUCGAGAGUACAAGGGACACAAACAGUAUGAGCAGUUAUUGGCUGAGGCUGCUAAGCAAGCCAGCAACCACUCGGAGAAACAGAAGAUUCGCAAACCAAGGCCACAGAGAGAGCGUGCUCAGUGGGAUAUUGGUAUUGCCCAUGCUGAGAAAGCAUUGAAAAUGACCCGAGAAGAAAGGAUAGAGCAGUACACCUUCAUUUAUGUAGAUAAAGAGCCGGAGGAGGCUUUGCCCAAAGCCAAAAAGACUGCUGCCUCUAAAUCAGAGGCUAAAAAGACUCGGCGCCCUAAGCCAACAGUGAACACUCAGCCAGAACAGACCAAUGUGGUAACAACCUCACCCUCAAUAUCAAAUACUGAGGUGCGAAGGCAAAGUCAAAGGAGGCAGUCGAGCGUGGAAGAAGAGGAGCCGCCUCCUGUGAAAAUAGCAUGGAAAACGGCUGCAGCUAGAAAAUCCUUGCCAGCGUCAAUAACCAUGCACAAGGGAAGCUUGGAUCUCCAGAAAUGUAACAUGUCUCCGGUUGUUAAAAUCGAACAGGUUUUUGCUCUUCAGAAUGCUGCUGGGGAUGGAAAACUCAUUGAUCAGUUUGUGUACUCGACCAAGGGUAUUGGUAACAAAACUGAAAUAAGCAUCAAGGGGCAAGACAAGCUUAAUUCCACAUCAAACCAGAGAAACGAGAAAGCAACUGCACAAAACGUAUCCUCUCCUGAAACAACUUCUGGGUCAACAGGUUCUGUAGAAAAGAAACAACAGAGAAGAUCGAUUAGAACGCGCUCAGAGUCUGAGAAAUCCACCGAAGUUGUGCCAAAGAAGAAGAUCAAAAAGGAGCAGGUUGAGAUGGUUCCACAGACAGCAGUGAAGACCGGAUUACAGAAAGGUGCCAGCGAGAUUUCAGAUUCUUGUAAACCUCUAAAGAAAAGGAGUCGUGCCUCAACUGAUGUAGAACUGACUAGCUCAGUGUACAGAGAUACGUCUGACUCUGAUUCCAGAGGACUGAAUGAUCUGCAGGGUAGCUUUGGAAAAAACUCAGACAGCCCAUCGGCUGCUGCAGAUGCUGAUGCUUCUGACGUGCAGUCAGUAGAUUCUAGCUUAUCAAGAAGAGGCACUGGAACAAAUAAGAAGGAUACAGUUUGUCAGAUCUGUGAGAGCUCUGGUGAGUCUCUGGUGUCCUGCGAAGGAGAAUGCUGCAGUGUCUUUCACGUGGAGUGCCUGGGGCUGACAUCAAUACCUGACGGGAAGUUUGUCUGCACAGAGUGUAAAAACGGCGAACAUACAUGUUUUUCCUGCAAGAUUCCUGGCAAAGAUGUGAAGCGGUGUUCUGUCAGCACCUGUGGUAAAUUUUAUCAUGAGGCCUGCGUUCGCAAGUUUGCCACUGCUGUCUUUGAGUCACGGGGAUUUCGUUGCCCACAGCAUUGCUGUACUGCCUGCUCCAUGGAUAAGGACAUCCACAAAGCAAGUAAAGGUCGUAUGGUGAGAUGUUUGAGAUGUCCCAUUGCCUAUCACUCAGGAGAUGGCUGUAUUGCUGCAGGAAGCUUGUUUGUGUCAUCCCACAUUCUCAUCUGUAGUAACCAUUCCAAAAGGAAUCACUCUUCAUCAGCUGUAAAUGUAGGCUUUUGUUUCGUUUGUGCAAGAGGGCUGGUAGUGCAGGAUCAUUCAGACCCCCUGUUCAGUUCAUAUGCCUAUAAGUCCCACUACCUACUGAAUGAAUCAAAUCGUGCUGAGUUGAUGAAAUUACCUAUGAUUCCUCCUCCUUCGUCAGCUUCCAAAAAGAAAUGUGAGAAAGGUGGAAAACUCUUGUGCUGUGAGUCCUGUCCAGCCUCCUUUCAUCCUGAAUGUCUCAACCUAGAAAUGCCAGAAGGAUGCUGGAAUUGCAAUGAUUGUAAAGCUGGCAAGAAGCUACAUUACAAGCAGAUUGUUUGGGUCAAGCUUGGAAAUUACAGGUGGUGGCCAGCUGAGAUCUGCAAUCCCAGGUCUGUGCCUCUCAACAUACAGGGCCUCAAACAUGAUAUCGGGGACUUCCCAGUAUUUUUCUUUGGUUCACAUGACUACUAUUGGGUACACCAGGGCAGAGUUUUCCCUUAUGUUGAAGGAGAUAAAAGCUUUGCUGAGGGGCAAACUAGUAUUAACAAGACCUUCAAGAAAGCACUUGAAGAAGCUGCAAAACGCUUCCAGGAGCUGAAAGCACAAAGAGAAAGCAAAGAAGCACUAGAGAAUGAAAGGAAUUCAAGAAAACCCCCACCCUACAAGCAUAUUAAAUCAAACAAAGUAAUAGGGAAGGUUCAGAUUCAAGUUGCUGAUUUGUCAGAAAUCCCUCGCUGUAACUGCAAGCCGUCCGAUGAAAAUCCCUGUGGUCUAGAGUCAGAAUGUCUGAACAGGAUGCUGCAGUACGAGUGCCAUCCCCAAGUUUGCCCGGCAGGAGAGCGCUGUCAGAACCAGUGCUUCACCAAAAGACUCUAUCCAGAAGCUGAAAUCAUCAAAACUGAUCGCCGUGGCUGGGGUCUCAGGACAAAAAGGAACAUUAAAAAGGGUGAAUUUGUAAAUGAGUAUGUUGGCGAAUUAAUUGAUGAAGAGGAAUGCAGAUUGCGAAUCAAACGUGCCCAUGAGAACAGCGUAACCAAUUUUUAUAUGUUAACUGUUACAAAGGACCGGAUAAUAGAUGCUGGCCCAAAGGGGAAUUAUUCUCGCUUUAUGAACCACAGUUGUAAUCCAAACUGUGAAACACAGAAGUGGACAGUGAAUGGGGAUAUCAGAGUUGGACUCUUUGCUCUUUGUGAUAUUCCUGCAGGUAUGGAGUUAACAUUUAAUUAUAAUUUGGACUGCCUGGGCAAUGGGAGGACCGAAUGCCACUGUGGAGCAGAAAACUGCAGCGGCUUCCUCGGAGUACGCCCAAAGACGGCAUUUGCAACAGCAAAUGAAGAGAAGGUGAAGAACGCCAAGCUGAAGCAGAAGAAACGGAAAAUAAAAACGGAGCAGAAGCAGAUGCACGAAGACAACUGCUUCCAGUGUGGAGAUGGAGGAGAACUGGUCAUGUGCGACAAAAAGGACUGUCCCAAAGCAUACCACCUCCUAUGCCUUAACUUGACUCAACCACCAUUUGGAAAGUGGGAAUGUCCUUGGCAUCAGUGUGACAUCUGUGGCAAUCCUGCCAUUUCCUUCUGUGAGUUUUGCCCUCACUCUUUCUGUAAGGAUCACGAGAAGGGAGCCCUCAUGGCCUCUGCCUUGGAUGGCCGCCUCUGCUGCUCUGCACAUGACCCCACAUCUCCUGUGGCCCCUGAGUACUGGAGCAGGAUCAAAUGCAAAUUGGAACCACAGAGUCCCAGGGAAGAAGCGAAGGAAUAAGUUGGUUUAGGGGGAAAAAAGUGGCAAACAAGUGAUGAACUUGAAGAGACUGCUCUGACACAUUCAGUCCUCCUCAGUGGAGCUGCCUUGGCACUGGGGAAGGGACCAUCUCAUCUUGGCAGACAGAAGCAGUCAGUGGUGUCCAGUUUUUAUUGUUUGUCCUUUACUUUACCCUUGAAUGUGCUAUAGCAGCUCUUACUGUUGGAAAACAAAUGUCUUGGCCUUCUUGGGUGGGGAAAGGGGGAGAGGAACAAAAAAGCUAAACUUUGGAUGGUAAAAAGAAUAAUAUGUUAGGAAGAUGCUCUUGGAGUGUAGAAAGCAAAACAUAGCAGGAUAUUUAUUUAUUUAAUUUUAAAGGAUGUUGAGGGUUGUGGUCGUGGUAAGCCAGCCUGUCUUUUUAAAAAACAAAAAACAGACAAACAAACAAAAAAGAAUCGAGUAGGAAACCCAAGCUGGUGUAACUUUUUAUGUCUAGUUUCUAAAAAGAGAAAAUAAACCCUCCACAUUCCACACACAACUUAAAAAUCAUGCCAGAAAGAGAUGUGGAUUUCAGACCAGUGGACAAUGAGAUGCUUUCAUUUCAGUAGUGUUUACCUUAAAAGGCAUUUUGAGAAGGUAGGUUGCAUAUCAUCAUGUUUAACUUUUUAUUCAGAAUAAUGCUGUAAUGGAAAUUAGAAGUAUGAUCCUCUUGCCUCUUGGAAGUGCUCUCUGUCACUAGAUUUUUUUUUUUUAAUAGAAAAGUGGAGAAAGAAUAGUCCCCUUAUUAAUAGACUGGGCAGUAUCCACGAACAAAGGAAAUGCAGACAAUACAAUUGUGCAAUGGCUGUUUCUCCACCUCAAUCAGUUUGGACAGUGUUCUUGGGAAGCCUGGUCAUGUGACUGCUGCACUAUGCUCAUCACAGCUGAGGGCCUCGUCUUAUUUUGUGAAGUCACUGGGAGCUGUCACUGGCCAGUUUGGGUGUGGAUUUGGGCCCCGGAGACAUCUCGGCUGUCUCAUCUGCAUUGGUUCCAUGGCGAUUCCCUUGGAGUUGGAUCCUUUACUGCCUUGUUCCCAAACUCCCAUUGCUUAAAGGGAGUUCUUGAGUGCUUACGAGAUUUGGGAUCAAAUCCACGUGGAUGCUUGUUUUGGGAGAAGAGAGUGGCUAGAUGAUUGUGGGCAGGAGGGGUGGAGGGGGGGAAUAAAUUUCAUUAAUUUUUUUUUUUUUUUAAAUCCACUAGUGAAAAAUUGGUUCUCAGAAGUGCUUCCUAAAUGUACAGGGUAUAUAAUUAGUGCAUGUUAAGGCACUCAGUCCUAAAAAGCACUGCGUAUCUCCCAGUUUAGAUAGUGUGGUUGACUAAUUCUUUCAUUUGCAGGUAACUGCUAUGUUAUGCGAAUAUUUCUAGCUAAGUUUACACUUACUUUCAGCCACUGGGUGUUGCAGAAUAUCCCCAAAUGGAAGGAAUUAAUUAAAGUAUUACUGGCACCUGGCUGAAUUAUGCCUUUUCAUUAAUUCUGAAGAACAUUCAACUUCUCUCUGGAAGACCACUUGCAGAGAACUGCAGGUACAUUGUAACGUCUCGGUUCUAGGGAAUAGGUAAUAAUGGCUUUGAAAAAAAUAGAUGUGGGAUUCUUGCCUUCAACUGGUUUCCUUCUUGUUCUCAACUCUCCUUAUCUUAGGAAAAAAACCCACAACCAACACCCCUCCCCCAACCCCCUCCCAAAAACAAAAAAGACAACCCCCCCCCCCCCCAUUUGUAGCUUUUUAUUCAUUUUUUUGGUGCAAUUAUUAGAAUACACUACAGUUUGGGGUUUUGUUUUUUAAGCACCUGAAAUGCCAUUUAACUGACUUGGCAGUUAAUUUUCUUGGAACAAUUUCCAGAUCCCUUUUUAAUAAACUCAUUCUGGGUUUUCUGGUUGAGUAAUCCUACCGAUCUUUCUUGAUCGUUCAGGUCAGUUUACGGUACCGAGGGCUCACGGAAAGCGUAGAGCACUUCAUUACAUUUUGGUCAAUACUAAAAUAAAUGUCUAAAACACUAAUUUAGCUUGUAAGCAGUGCGAUAUUUUGGUAUUUUGAAAAAAUAUGUAUUUAAGAAACACAUAAAUGUCUCCUCAGCUCUUAAGGAAGGAUUUCACCUUUUCUGAAAUUCAAAACAUAGCUCUUACCUUUCGACAGCGUCUCCGAGGCCUGAUCUGUUUACUUUACAUAGUAAACUGUUCAGCUUGGUAACGUUUUGAUGCUUCUUUGCAUGGUAAGCCAUGGUGCACUGAACUUUGCAAAUACUGUAUAGCAAAAUGUUCUAAUGCGCUUUCUUCCAUAGUAUAGCAAUGCUGUCUUGUGGUGGUUUGGGGUGAAAUGGCAAAGAUGGUGCCAAAAUACCUUGCUGAGCACUUGAGAGUGGCAGCCAGCUGAAUGCAGUUCCAAAACAUUGAUUGCCUUGUGAAAUGUCAACUUUGUGACAUACCAGCAUAUUGAAUAUUGAGUUCAUGAGGGUCCUCUGAAAGUUUAGCAAAUGCUGUAAUGCUGCAGGGGUCGUGGAGUCCAUUGUUGCUCCUCUGCCUUGUUGCUUUAUCUCUCAGUCAGUUUGUUCCAGACUUCUUGCAGGUCCUUCCUGUAGUUUUCCUUUCUGCGAGGAAAAUUGUAGCUUAAAAGCAGCUAAUGGCUGGGCUCAAACCUGAAUGAGAAGACAGGGCGACAUUGGAUUUCAAGCCAUUGGGGAAAGGGCAAAUUUUUCAAAGGUGUUGGGAAACUUCUAACCAUUUAAUGAAGCUAAGAGAACAUCUGGUUGAAGUAACUUGGUGAUAACAACUGGGGUUCUCAUUGUUCUGGGUAGGUGUUUUUAUAUGCUAAAUGCACAGAAAAUAUUGAGAUAUACACUUUAGCCGUGUCUUUUUAAAGCAGAUAAAUAAAACAUACACUUUUUAAAAGUAAAUCAGAAAGUUAGCACAAAUGUUAAUGUCUUGAUUUACCAGUCUCUGGGAUUUGAGGUGCCGAAGCUGCAGAAAGAACAAGAAACAGUUCUUGGGUCUGGGAUUUCUGUGCAUGAUCCUAGGACGGGCUUCACAGAGGAAAGACCUGUCAGUGGUUUUACUUCCUGACUGCCAAAUAAAGUACUUUGCUCAACUGUACAUAACUUUCGGGCAGCUCUUCAUUUUGAAAGAAGCGCCAGUUGCAUUUUUUCCAUCCUUUGGAUUUUUUGUAUUUGUCUUAAACUUUUAAGAUGGGGUCACGGUUUUAGUAAACGUCGGACUCCGGAUCUUAUCAUUGUGCUGUUUGCACAGGAAUGCAAUACCCGAGUGGCUCGUCAAAUCCAAGAUUGUGCAUUUACUGGAGCUCUCCCUACAGGGCAUGCACCUUUAACCCAGAGCAGAGGCUCUGCAGACCAUGGUCAAAAGCCGUAAGGCUUAGUCGCCACAAUUUUGGGGUCAGCUGGUGUGAGAACUGGUUACUGCUGUCUUCUGGAUAGUCUGUAAUACUGACUUGUCUUACCAGCAGGAUGCAGGAAUGGAAGGCGCAUGCAGCUCAGGAGAGCUAACUGUAAGAGCUGUUUUCUGGGCAAGUUACCUUCUCUGCAUUUUACCACCAGUCUUAGAGAAUCCGUUAACUUGGUAUGAUGGUGUUAUGAUGUUUUGUGUGGCCUUUCCACUAAAAACAAGUUACCUUUUGUUUUCAGGUGGAAUUGGAAAGGCAAAAUUACUAGACAUAAUUGAUAGUGAACAUAAAAUCUGUAUAUAAAGAAACCUAACAAAAAUAUCUGGGUGGGGUGAGGGAGGCGGGGCGGGAGGGGAGGUAGGGAUGUCUGGGGCUGGUACGAAGUAGUCACUUUAACAUUGAAACCUCUGCCUCAUUGAAUUCAGGGUUUAAUGUACUUGAAGCUCUGCAGUUCCUUAUUUUACAGCUUUUUUUUAUUUAUACAUAGAUAACAUUUUUGUAUGCUACAUUGAAAGUCUCUUUACCUUUCUUAACUUGAGUUAAAAUUACUUUCCGCUCCCAGUGUACAGUGAACCUAGGGCAAAUGGGAGAGAUUUUCAAAGCAGAUGUCUCAGACUUACGUGUGCUCUUACAGAAAAGUGUAUUGCUUGAGACACAGCAACAUUUUGACUUACUGAUGUCCUUUAUUUUCAAUAUUACAUCCAUUUCCCCACCCCACCCCAUUUAUUUUUGUGUAGCAAAAAGUUUGCACUUACGAUACACUUGGGAACUUUGGAUGUAUACAAGAUGUUCUUCUUAAAAAAAAAUGCUGUUUCCUAUAUUCCUGAGUGGGUAUCUCUCUGCUCUUAGGGUCGGAGGCCCGGCAGAGAUUCACAAACUAAAAUUAUGUAUCUGGGUUUCAUUUAGGAGACUUUUGCAUAAUUCAUGUGAAGACAAAAAGGGAAAAUUAUGUAUGAAUUUGCCAAAGCCAUUCAUUACUGUUUCUCAUGUGGUACUGAUUGCAUUUGUGCGAAUGAGUGAGAGAGCUUCCAUUUGCGAAGAUGUCUCCUUCCAGCUUGGAAAGACAAGAAGGCUAUAUGUUGUCCUCUCCCAAACAUCUGCUAAAUAGCCUAGCACUGGACCGUUUUAAGGAGUUCUCAUUCACUUUUUUUGAUUUACAGACUGGAUGAAAUAUUUACUCCAUGUUCAUAAUAUUGAUCUGUGUCUUAAAUCUAGUGUCAUAUUUUUUCAUUUUUAAGAGAACUGAUCAUGUUGCCACUGAAAACCAAGAUGAUAAAUAACUAUUAUAACUGGCUAGUAAUAAGAUUUGUCUUUUUUGUAUAAGGGUAUGUGCAUAUUUGAGGUUGCUAUGAGAAAUUAAACCCAUUUGUUUCCACACAAGUGAUAUUGCACAACAAACACAGAUACCUACAGAUUCUGUUUUUUCAUUUCCAUGUAAUCUUUAUCUGUAACAAUGACCUUUGUAGAGUCGUUAUUUCUGUAGACUUUGUUUAUCUGUAACAAACUUUGUAGAUUCUGUGAAAUGUUAUUUUAACUAAAUCACUUGAGUCUUUAAUAGUAAAACAUCAAUAUUCACUAAAGUCAAUAUCUUAAAAGAGUUUCUGGAACUUGACUAGAAGCUCUUGACACUAACAGAGUAGUGUUAAUUUUCCCUGGGGAUGUUCCACUAGGGCAUUACUGUAUUAUGACUUGAUGUUGCCGCAUAGACUUGGAGAUAUACAACAUUUUGGGGGGUUUUGUUGUUUGGCCUAUGUUCUCUUGCAUAGUGUGAAACCUGUAAAGCUUGGUUAACUUGUAUAUAGAUAGCUUAUUGUCAACUAGUUAUAGUGUAUUUAGACUUGCCUGUAAUAUUUUAGCUUCUUACUGAAUGUGUGUGAUGGUAGGACCAUAUAAUUUUUGUACAUUAUAUUUACUGAGAUGUUGCCUUUUUUAUUUUACAAAUACUUUGGAAUUCAGAUGUGUUUUUGCUUCUGUGAGGAUUAAUUUGGAAAGGUUUUUAAUGACAUUCCACUGAUAUAAAAUUUUGCUUGAGGUUGACUUCAAUAAAUUGUUCUGAAUGUUCCAA
Molecule: messenger RNA, 10066 nt
Organism: Alligator mississippiensis (American alligator)
Lineage: Eukaryota; Metazoa; Chordata; Crocodylia; Alligatoridae
Gene: NSD3
Product: nuclear receptor binding SET domain protein 3
Exons: 24
Coding region: 269-4591 (1440 amino acids)
Biological process (GO): regulation of DNA-templated transcription
Cellular component (GO): chromatin; nucleus
Molecular function (GO): histone H3K36 methyltransferase activity; protein binding
Source: RefSeq, a predicted model, not a curated record